AUGACUACUUUAGCCGGUUUAAAAAGUCAUGAUUCUAUAUUGUCCAAAUUGGACACAUUCAAACGGCGCAAAAAGGAACGCAUGGAAGUGGAGGAAUUGACAAAGGAAAGUGACCAAGCAAUUAAAAUUUCGACCAAUCCGUCAAUUACGAAUGAUCCAAAAGAUUACGAAUUGCAAGAAGGUGAAGAACGUUCGUUUUUGGAGAAAUCCUCUCAACAUUCACUAGCCGUACAGGAAUUGUCGGAAAAACUGCUGUCCUGGAUCAACAAUGAGUUAGCCGAUGAACGUAUCCUGGUCCGAGAUUUGCAAGAAGAUUUGUACGAUGGGCAAAUCCUGCAAAAGUUGGUUGAGAAGUUGGCGAAUGUCAAACUCGAUCAUCCGGAAGUGACACAAUCCGAAAUCGGGCAAAUUCAACGACUAAAAGAGGUAUUGUUCACCAUUAACGAAUUUCUCCGUGUCCCAGCCUCCUGGGUCGCACAACGAUGGUCUGCUGAACGCAUUCAUCAGAAGGAUUUAGUCGCCACCUUGCGAUUGCUUGUCGCAUUAGCUCGACAAUUCAAAUCGGAAUUGCAUUUUCCACCGGGCAUUUUCCUCACCGUUAUUAUUGCGAGGAAAUUGAACGGUAAAUUGGAAUAUCGUUAUGAACGGGAGUAUAUUACUGAGGUGACUGGACCCGAAGCCGCUGGACAUCCACUUGAUGUACUGUCCGAGCACCAUAUGGUCGUGCAAACUUUGAAGUUGUUUGUCAAUUCCCAGCUAAAUCAAUUGCAGCUCGAGGUGUCCGAUAUGGCCACGGGAUUCUCUGACGGCGUUCUACUCAUUCUGCUAACCGGGCUCUUGAAUGGCUAUUUCGUCCCAUUCUAUGCAUAUCACCCUACUCCGACCACGGAGGCGAUGCGUAUCCACAAUGUGAAACUCGCUUUCGAUCUGAUGCAAGCGUCCGGUCUGGCGGAACCACCCGCGCAACCGGAGGAGAUUGUGGCUGCCGAUCCAAAAGCGAUUCUCCGUGUACUGUAUAACAUCUAUUCGCAUCAUCAACGUAUGGAAGAUGAACGACGUUAUGAGAUUCAGAAUAUACGUGAACAGGACGAGCCGGAGGAAACCACGGCGGUCCGUACACAGUCCAAUGCAGAUCUGUUGUGA
This is a messenger RNA of Echinostoma caproni, 1143 nucleotides long. The record is from the annotation of a GenBank genome assembly. Lineage: Eukaryota; Metazoa; Platyhelminthes; Trematoda; Plagiorchiida; Echinostomatidae.